Molecule: messenger RNA, 1017 nt
Organism: Fraxinus pennsylvanica
Lineage: Eukaryota; Viridiplantae; Streptophyta; Magnoliopsida; Lamiales; Oleaceae
Source: the annotation of a GenBank genome assembly
AUGGCCACAAAUUCUUCACCAUUUUUUUAUGCAGAUGAUGAAGAAGAAGAAUACAUAGACAUGGAUUUGAGCUUUUCAUACAGCUCCUCAAGUUUUUCCCCACAAAGCAAAGAUUUUGAGUUCCAAAUGUCCUCCAUUUGCAAUAACAAUGGUAACACCACUUCCUCGGCUGACGAACUCUUCUACAAAGGCCAACUCCUCCCUCUCCACUGCCCCCCACGGCAGCAAGUGGUUCAAAACCUCCUCCAAACCUCCACCACCACCGCCGCCUUUGAGACCUCUGAACAGGGCUUUAAAGAAGAACAUCAGCACAAUACACUAUUCAUCACUUGCUCUACCAACACAAGCUCCCCAGCAGUGGAGUCCUGUAGAGUGAGUUGUGAAUUGAACCCGGACAAGAAUUUCUUCGAAUGGUCUGCUGAAUUAAGCAGUUUCAUCAAUAAGCAGCAUUUAAAGAAUUCUUGGUCCAAGAAGAUGAAACUCAUUAAGCAAUCCAUACUUGUUCAGAAGCUUAAGGCUUCAAGGGCUUAUCUGAAAUCUCUAUUCAGCAAGUCUGCAUGCAAUUUAGAAGCCAAAAACUUGCCAAAAAUUGAUAAAUCUUCAAAUAACGAGUAUUCUGAGUUCACCAGGCAAAAACCAUAUGGGAGUAUUGGAAAAUCUUCAUGCCCAACAAUGUCAAUAUCUUCUAUAAUGAAGAGCAUUGAUAAAGAGGGAGUUGGGAAUAAUAAUAACAAUAAUAUCCGCAGGAGGUCAUUCUCCGGGGCAAUCAGUCGACACUCUGCAACUACGCGUUCGUCUUUUUCUUCAUCUAUUACUUCAUCUGGAGCUUCGUCUUCGUCUUCUUCUUCCUCGUUUAAUUCCAGUGGUUUUCAAGAAUUACAUUUUCUCAAGAGGAGCAGCAGUGCCACUGAGAUUGAACGUUCAAUAGAGGCAGCCAUUGCUCACUGCAAGAAAUCUCAACAGAUUUCUGAGUCAAGAAAUAAUACAUCAAGGGAUCCCGCAUUUUGUUCAAUCUAA